UUUAUGAGAUUAAGCUGGUAUUAGUCUCAUGGAGCAGGUUCUUACACACCUUCAUCAUCUACCUGAGACACCUUCAUCAUCUACCUGAGACACAUCCAGUCCAGUCACACCAGUUUAGCUCACCAACACAUUUCUAACUGUUUGUUGUGGUUUCAGUGAGUCCUCAGCAGCCUCUGGUCCACCUUCAGUCCUUCCAUCUCAACAUCAAACCUUCUGUCAGCUGGCUCCUGCAACGUAUCACCUGCACAGGUGCAUCAAACAGUCGAAUCUGAUUGGCUCCUCUCAGCCAACCAGCUCCCAGUGACGUCACACGGUGACCAACCGGAUUCAAAGUUUCCUUCAGAUCUGUUUCCAUCUCAGCACCGGAAGCAGCAGGUGCCGCGGCCGCUCUCACCUGAGCAGGUAGAUCCCGUCACGAUCCGUCAGGACACCAGGCAGGAUGUCCGGUUCCGCUCCACAGAGUAAGAAAGUCCAGAACCAGAACCAGAACCAGAGCCAGAUGGACAUCCUGGACCCAGAGUUCCAGCAGCAGCUGGAGGGUCUGCGCUGGAGCCUGAAGCAGGAGAUCCAGAAGGAGCUGAAGAUCAAGGAGGCAGCAGAGAGGCUGAGGGGGGCCGUCACCAACAGGAGGAGCGCUGCAGAGGUGGAGGGCCAGCUCAAGGCCUCCAGCCGCAAACUGGACCACCUGCACCGCCAGCUGCAGGACCUGAACGCCCAGUCCAUGGCCCCGGACAGAGACGGAACCACAGGCGUCUCAGAGGACGGCCCUCGGUCCACACAGACGUGUCAGUGGGAGGACGAGACGUCCCCGCGGGCCCGGCGGGUCAGAACCCUGAAGAAGCAGCUGACCAUGGAGAGCAAGGUCAAACAGGGAGCUGAGAACAUGAUCCAGACCUACACCAACGGCUCUGUGAAGGACAGGAAGAUGCUGGCGGCGGCGCAGCAGAUGCUGCAGGACAGCCGCACCAAGAUGGAGCUGCUCAGGAUGCAGAUCAUCAAAGUGAGCCAGGCCAGAGGGGGCGGAGCCACAACCACAGGACAUCCUGUGGACUCCAUCAGUCCUGUGGAGCUGAGGGUCUUGGACCUGCUGCAGCACCUGGACAUAGAGUGGGCCGUGGCUGAAGGAGGGAGGAACGUGCUGAAGCAGCUGAACCAGCACCGGGUCCAGGAGCGCCGGGUCCUGGCAGAGGCCCAGGCCCGGGUGCAGGAGUCCUGUCAGAAGCUGGACCUGCUCAGGCUGUCCCUGGAGCAGCGUCUGACUGAACUUCCUGCUGAUCAUCCCAAACGCUCGGCCAUCAAAGACCUGCUGCAGUCAGGAACGUCCCCCAGCUUCCACACGCKGAGGACACCACCCCUGUCCCUGUCCUCCUCGUCCUCCUCGUCCUCCUUCUUCAGACCYGCCAGUCUCACAGGUCACCUAGAGGUCUGUCUGAUGGGCUGUCAGAACCUCCUGGAGUCCGUCCCGGGUCGGAGCCGGGUCAGCACCUCGUCCUCCUCUGGGACCUCGUCAGAAGGAAAGUCUCUGAAGCUGAAGUCUUCAGGGCGCAGCGUGAACGGCAGGACCACCAAGUCUGAGGAUCUGUCCUCUGAAGUGCGAGCCGUGCUGAAGGUGGACAACAGGGUCGUGGGACAGACUCACUGGAGACAGGCUGGGAAAGAAGCCUGGGGUCAGAACUUCAGCAUCGAACUGGAGCGGUCCAGGGAGCUGGAGAUCGCCGUGUCCUGGAGGGACUGGAGGGGUCUGAGUGGACUCAAGUUCCUGCGUCUGGAGGACUUCCUGGACAACCAGAAACACGGACUGUGUGUGGAGCUGGAGCCUGAGGGGAUCCUCUUCAUCGAGGAAGAAGGACAACCUGAACAUGGAGGACUUCCAGUGUCUGUCGGUUCUGGGUCGAGGACACUUUGGAAAGGUCCUGCUGGCCGAGUACAAGAAGUCAGGGCAGCUGUUUGCCAUCAAAGCUCUGAAGAAAGGAGACGUGGUGACCAGAGAGGAAGUGGACAGCCUCAUGUGUGAGAAGAGGAUCUUCGAGGUGAUCAACGCGGCCCGCCACCCGUUCCUGGUGAACCUGCAGGGCUGCUUCCAGACGGAGGAGCACGUGUGCUUCGUGAUGGUCUACUCUCCAGGAGGAGACCUGAUGAAGCACAUCCACACCAGCAUCUUCACCGAGAAACAGGCCCGGUUCUACUCCUCGUGUGUGCUGCUGGCUCUGGACUUCCUGCACCAGAACCACAUCGUGUACAGGGACCUGAAGCUGGACAACCUCAUCAUGGACGCUGACGGCUACAUCAGAAUCGCAGACUUUGGUUUGUGUAAAGAAGGAAUGGGUCACGGGGACCGGACCUCCACCUUCUGUGGAACCCCAGAGUUUCUGGCCCCGGAGGUUCUGACGGACAACAGCUACACCCGCAGCGUGGACUGGUGGGGGCUCGGGGUCCUGCUCUACGAGAUGCUGGUGGGGGAGUCUCCGUUCCCCGGUGAUGAUGAGGAGGAAGUGUUCGACAGCAUUGUGAACGAUGAAGUGCGUUACCCUCGCUUCCUGUCUCCAGAGUCCGCCUCUUUGAUCCAACAGCUGCUGCAGAAAGAUCCGGACCAGAGGUUGGGGUCCGGAGAGGACGACGCCUCGGCCAUCAAACAGCAUCGAUACUUUCAGGGCAUGAGGUGGGACGCUCUCCUGGCUAAGAAGGUGAAGCCCCCCUUCCUGCCGCUCAUCAGGGGGCCGCAGGACGUCAGUAACUUUGACGAGGAGUUCACCCGUCUGAGGGCGGUCCUGACCCCCCCGAGGACGCCGUGCGUCCUCACCGCCGAGCAACAGGAAGUCUUCAACGACUUCGACUUKUCUCUGAUUGGCUGAGAGCGGGACUGAACGUGGACCUCUGGACUGGAUGUUUACAUGUAAACAAAGAAACAAACAAAGGCUGGAACAGAAACUAAUUUAUUCUGUUUACAGCUGGAGGUAAAAAACACUGCAGGACAUUAUUGCUUUGAGUUCACAACAUAAACAAAUAAACAACAACAACAACAGCUGUAAACACAAACAACACUUAUUGCUCUCAGGUGGACCGGGUCCCAGCAGAACCUCUGAUUCACUUCCUGUUUACAAGUUCUGUUCAAACACCUGAAGAUAUUUACAGCUGGUCCCGGUCCUGAUCCUGGUCCUGGUCCUGGAUCUGGAUCUGGUCCCGGUCCGAGGGAGUCGUGUUUGUUCAGGAUUGUUUACAAACUUUAACUUGUUGUUUUUCAUCAGACGCUGAAAAGUUUAAGAAAUAAAAAUGUUUAUUUUAAUAAAAA
Messenger RNA from Austrofundulus limnaeus, 3289 nucleotides. It is a transcript of the gene pkn3, whose product is annotated as protein kinase N3. Gene Ontology annotation, molecular function: ATP binding; protein serine/threonine kinase activity; small GTPase binding. Gene Ontology annotation, biological process: signal transduction; protein phosphorylation. The record is from RefSeq and is a predicted model, not a curated record. NCBI's taxonomy places the organism in Eukaryota, Metazoa, Chordata, Actinopteri, Cyprinodontiformes, Rivulidae.